AUGAGGUGUAAGAAACAUCUUGCCGACCUGAGUAGCAGCGUCGGCGUUUGCUCCACUUGUGUCCGGGAGCGUCUUCUGGAGCUCAUCGCCGCCCAGGCCCAGGCACAGGCAGAAGCUCAAAAGGCUCUAUUGGCCCGUGCCGUCGCUGAUGAUUGCCGGAUGUCCGACCCGCCGCCGCUGAUUUUCCCUCGGUCCGUUUCUCCUUACGUCAGUCGGAGGAAAUCCGACGAUAAUAGUGCCACGUGGAUACAACAUCAACGGUCAAGAUCCGAGAAGUUCAAUUCGGAUCCCCAUAGGGACUCGUGCGACGAGCCGCCCUCGGCAUCGGCAUCGCCGUCUUGGUUCGCAACAAUCUUCGCCGUUCGUUGGAAAAAGCAGCAAUCAUCGAAGGCGUCCCGCGUGGCAGAAUUUGACCAAUUCGGCCCCGGAGAUCGUAGAUCAAGCAGAGUCCUAGAUCGCGGAAUGUCCCCGGCCAUCGAAGUGGAUUCGGGAGACGAGUGCGAUCGACCGCCAUCGGGAGGAUCGCCGGAGGUAUCUCCGCGAUGGAAACGGACGCCGACGACUGCAAGGAGAUCGAGGUCAGGGACGAGGAACGUGUCGGGAUUAGCGUUUUGCAUGAGUCCACUCGUAUGGGCGAGUCCUAACAGGCACUGGAACCAGAAGGGCGGAUUGCCACCGGACAUGUCGUUCCCCGGAGAAUCUCGACCGUCGACGUGGAAGCCACACCUAGCGACCGCCGCAGGGUUCCGCGCGAACAGGUCCAGGAAGCUCGCUGAUUUUGGCAGAGCCAAUCAUAACCGUUGA
Molecule: messenger RNA, 804 nt
Organism: Hibiscus syriacus
Lineage: Eukaryota; Viridiplantae; Streptophyta; Magnoliopsida; Malvales; Malvaceae
Exons: 2
Coding region: 1-804 (267 amino acids)
Source: RefSeq, a predicted model, not a curated record